GUAGCAAGUAUGGUUUGUUUGCAGGAGACGAGAGUCAACAAAUUAAAUACAUAGUCUUAAUGGAGGUAAAUAUGUGAGAUAUAUAUUGUUUAAGUGACAACACAACUACUAACCCACCUGCUGUGAAGCAGUCGACCUUUUCAAUUGCAUGACCUUAAGAAAUCACUAAAGAUGCCGCUCUUUGGGAGCACAUUCAGUCCGAAGAAGAUUCCACCUCGCAAAUCUGCUUCUCUGUCCAGCCUUCAUACGUUGGAUCGCUCAACGAGAGAGGUUGAGCUGGGCCUUGAGUAUGGACCUCCUGUGAUGAACCUUGGAGGUCAGAGUUGGAAAUUUGAAGAUGGACAGUGGAUAUCAGAAUCUGGUGGUAAUGCAUCUGGAAGGGAAGUGCAGCGGCUUAAGAAAAGAAACAUACAGCUGGAGGAAGAGAACAACCACCUGAAACUUAAGAUUGAAAUUCUCUUGGACAUGUUGACAGAGACCACCGUAGAGUACCACCUGAUAGAGAAAGAAGUGGAAGAUAUAAAGACUCAACAUCGAAGGAAGAAAUGACAAAUCUGAACGGAUGCCUCCACCAUAGAAUUCUUUUUCAUUCACAGUUUAAUUUUUGUUGACGUAAAAAAAGUCUUCAUUUGUUUGUUUUUUAUUUGCAAAAAUCAAAUGAUGAACAUCUUUUUGCAUUGUGAGGACUCUAUCUGUUCUGUCUUGAAUGUUAAUCAACUGUGAACAUAUUUGUUCUGUACACAACAUAUUUUCUGCAUCUUUUACAUCUGUGUGUUAAGUAUUUGCUGACAUUUUCUUUUUAAUAUUUUUUUGUACUUAAUGUAUUUUCUAUUUAGAUUAAAAGUAAAAUUCAUCACA
Eleginops maclovinus (Patagonian blennie) is the source of this 858-nucleotide messenger RNA. RefSeq names its product chibby 1, beta catenin antagonist (gene cby1). Bases 172 to 549 code for a protein of 125 amino acids. The transcript has 5 exons. The record is from RefSeq and is a predicted model, not a curated record. Lineage: Eukaryota; Metazoa; Chordata; Actinopteri; Perciformes; Eleginopidae.